UUAGGCAAAGGGCAGCCUGGAGCUACCUCCAUUUGGUGGCAUGAGCUGCAGCCGCCUCCCCCGGGGCGGCCUCCGGGGGCUGCCAGGCCCUAUAAAGGCUCCGGGUUUUCUCAAUGAAGGUGGGACCAGCUAGGGCUGCCCGGGAGCCGCCAAGUGCAGACUCCGCCGCUGCCACCACCACCACCGCCACCACCCCACCGCCGCACUCGGGGACAUGAAGCUCAUCGUGGGCAUUGGAGGCGUGACCAACGGCGGCAAGACCACGCUGACCGACAGCCUGCUCAAGGCGCUGCCCAACUGCUGCGUCAUCCACCAGGACGACUUCUUCAAGCCCCAAGACCAAAUCGCAGUUGGGGAAGACGGCUUCAAACAGUGGGACGUGCUGGAGUCGCUGGACAUGGAGGCCAUGCUGGCCACCGUGCGCGCCUGGCUGUGCGGCCCCCAGAAGUUCGCCCGCGCCCACGGGGUCAGCGUCCGCCCGGACGCCGCGGACACCCACAUCCUCAUCCUGGACGGCUUCCUGCUCUACAGCUACCGGCCCAUGGUGGACUUGUACAGCCGCCGGUACUUCCUGACCAUCCCGUACGAAGAGUGCAAGUGGAGGAGAAGCACCCGCAGCUACACGGUCCCCGAUCCUCCCGGCCUCUUUGACGGCCACGUGUGGCCCAUGUACCAGAAGUAUAGACGGCAGAUGGAAGCGGACGGCGUGGAAGUGGUCUACCUGGACGGCACGAAGCCCCGAGAGCAGCUCUGCCAGCAGGUCCUGGACGACAUCCGGAACUCGCUCCUGAACCAGGCCCAGGCCGCGGCCCCCACGCCGGCUCCGCCCGCCAGGCCGCAGGGACCCGGACGCGGCGGCGGCCACAGAGCAGCCAGGCCCGCGGCGGCCCAGCCGGACGCUGUGUGACUGUUUCCCUUUGGGGAGUCUGCGCAGGCAGGCCAGGGGGGAGCCCCGCUCGCAGCCCCGCGCCUCGGGGCGCCCGGACCCAGCCCGAGACGCCCCUGCGACAGCCACACGGCUCGAGUAUUAAACCCGGUCCUGUUUUGUA
Messenger RNA from Microcebus murinus (gray mouse lemur), 1049 nucleotides. RefSeq names its product nicotinamide riboside kinase 2 (gene NMRK2). The record is from RefSeq and is a predicted model, not a curated record. NCBI's taxonomy places the organism in Eukaryota, Metazoa, Chordata, Mammalia, Primates, Cheirogaleidae.